CGGCCGCGCCUGCCUCGGUCUGCCUGCGCCUGGCCUCGGGGGAGAGAAACCAUGGCGUCCAGCGAAGAGGACGGCGGGUCUGGCAACGGCUCGGUGGACGAGAAGGAGAAUGGCAAGAAGGUGCUUCGGCCUCGCGGCGCCGUGACCACAGCCUGGCUGAUCUUCUACAACAUCACCAUGACGGCCGGGUGGCUGGUACUGGCUAUUGCCAUGGCCCGGUUCUAUAUGGACAAAGGAACAUACAAAGGCUUAUAUAAAAGCAUUCAGAAGACACUUAAAUUUUUCCAGACUUUUGCUUUGCUUGAGAUAAUCCACUGUGCUGUUGGAGUAGUGCACACUUCUGUGCUUGUGACGGGGGUCCAAGUGAGUUCCAGAAUCUUCAUGGUGUGGUUUGUUACACAUAGUAUAAAGCAGAUCCAGAAUGAGGACAGUGUUAUUCUUUUUCUGGUUGUAUGGACUGUGACUGAGAUUACUCGAUAUUCCUUCUACACAUUCAAUAUGCUCAACCAUUUGCCAUACUUCAUAAAAUGGGCCAGGUAUAAUUUUUUCAUCAUCCUCUAUCCAGUAGGAGUUGUUGGUGAGCUUCUAACGAUUUAUGCCGCAUUACCCUAUGUGAAGAGAUCAGGCAUGUUUUCAGUGAGACUUCCCAACAAAUACAAUGUGUCUUUUGACUACUACUAUUUUCUGCUCAUUGUCAUGGCCUCUUACAUACCAUUGUUUCCACAACUGUAUUUUCACAUGCUGCGUCAGAGAAGGAAAGUGCUUCAUGGUGAAGUGAUUGUAGAAAAGGACGAUUAAACCAAACUUUGUAAUCAUGGUGCUUUUUCAGAGUAACAAACCAAAUCUUUCACAUGUUACCCAAGUCCAACUUGGAAAUUAUGGGACAAAAUAACAAUGCACAAAUCCAACAUAGAUCAUGAUAUUUUGUAACAGAUGUGCUCCCGAGGGCUUUCAUGAAAUUUUAGUCUUAUUUUUCAAGCUGUUUAAGAUGCUUUUGGUAACAAAUCUCAGCAGAAGUUGAGUAAGAUUGGAAUUUGUUAUCCAGAAAUUCCCAUUCAUCAUUUUAAGUCAUACUUUGUUACCGAACUGUGAUUAUUGCACUAGCCUAUUUGGCUAAGCUGUAUUUAGGAGGUGCAAGUCCUGAUUGUGUUCACAAAGUCUUUUUACUUGUACUUGAAGGUAAAGACACCUUUGAGUCAAGGUCAACUGCUAGUGACUACUGGAACUUUAUAGUUUUCUUGGCAAUAGUAUGGAAACAGCUUGCCAUUGCCUUCCUCAGGAUGUUUUUAACUCCACAGGCUAGGCUACAACCCUGUUUUCCUUGGUGAUCACCCAUCCACAUGCUAGCCAGGUCUAACCCUUCUUAGCUUUUGAGCUUGGUCAGAUGUUGCCACCUACUGAGUGGCAUUUGGAAGUAGAUGAAUGCAUGUGACAGCGUCCUUCAGUUUUAUAAGAUGCUGCUCAAGAAGGCCCCUGAGUAAUAAAAAUGUUUUUCUUUUCUUUGUUAAUAACAUUGGAAUUCACAAAUUUUCUUUUCAUACUUAAGAGUUUUUUUUAACCAAUCCUAAACUUAACAUUCAUUAGAUUAUUUGCAUUGAAUUUGAGUGUUUUUUAAAAGCAUCUCCAUGAAAUAAUUACAGUGUAAUUAAAUAAUAGAAAAUGGGUUCAGUCUUAAAUAUAGAAUAAUUCAAAACUGGAAGCAGUUAACAAGCAGAUAAAUGCAGUAUCUCUUUGCAAAUCCAAGCCUACUAGAUUCUAGAAUAAUUUUUAAAAGGAACAUUUAAGUACUCUAAUUUUAAAACAGCUGUCCAAAAAGCAUUUUUGUAACAGAAAGAUUGUGAAUACAAAAAAAUGUAUGAAAAUAUCACCCACUAGUUAUGUAAUGAAAGUCCAAGGUAAACUCUGUUAAUUUUUGGUUUAAUUCAGGUUUAGCGGCUCUUAUUUAUUUUAAUCCUUCUGGUUAAAACUGGUAGAGCAGGAUCCAAAGAAGCAAGCAACUACUAGGGCUGGGUAAGACUAUGGCUUCGAUUCCAGAAAAGUACCUUGGAACACAUGGGAUUAUGACUGCCACAUCUAUCUGCAACUCUUUCAAAGCAGCCAUAGCAUUCCCAGUAUCUUGUUGCAGAUGCAGAGGGCACCCAUGCAAUCCCCGGACCAGAUGUGCACUUUAGAGAGUUGCAUACGAGUGCCACAUUCACACUCCCAUGUGCCUCAGAAUCCACUUUUCAAAAUUAGUUCCAAAGUGCUACACUGCCCUAACAAUUAGUUCCAUGUGUUCAGGGAGUGUUAGGAUUUGUGUUUUACAGGAAAAAAUGUUUAUUUUAUUUGGUAAAAUAGAAAAGAGAUUAAAAAUAUGACAGUCUUCUCUUCAAAGUCGCUGAUGGGAAAUAAAAAUCUUUCUCCUCCAAAAUAAUGUGAUGUAGGCUAUGUAGCUCUUUGAAUUCUUGUCAUUACAACUUGGAAUAAAAGAGUACGUUUUGAAAAAUGAGAUACCAGAAGAAGUAAUGUUUGUAAUCUCACAUCAAUCUUAAAUCUGACUCCAGAGAUUUUCAAAAGAGAGAUGGGCAACUUUUGGCAGCCAAAAGCCACACUUUUGAAAAUUAUUUUUCCAGUAGAGAAUCUCAAAGAGUGGAUAGUAAGAGAAUGACAACACCAGAGAAGGCGCAACUGAUAAUAUUUUGCCUAUUCAUUAUUUUGGGGUGGGGAUGUUAAGUGUUCCUAAUCAGAACCAUAACCUUUUUUUUUUAAGAGCAAAUUACUAUUUUUCAUCAUGCCUCUGGACUUCAGCACUGUGAGCUGCAGAGCUUUAUGGGCUGUAAAAGAGGGGUGGAGGUGCCAUUUCCAUUUGGGGCUCAUGGGAUUUGGGACCUUUGCUCCACAGCAUCUGGACUGUAGAACUUACAGGGGCAGUUGUUGGUUUGGUCUUUGCACGAACCGAAGUGCUCUUUCUGCUUGCACAGGACAAGAGUUAAAUCUAAGUGAUGGACUUAAUUCUUUGGGUCAAAUCUGUAUGUGAUUUAAGGAAAAAUGCAUCAAAAGUACACUUUUUAAGAAACUUUUUUCACAGUUCAAAUACUCUAUUUAAUUGGAGUUUGUUUCUACAAGUACAUGAUGAAAGGUGCUCUGUUUAUUUCAUGUUACAGAAAGCUUUGAGAUACAGUACCAUGAAAAGUCAUUCAGUCAUGUAUUUAAAGGUUUCGAGAGGAAUCAAUUAUAUCUUUGCAAUAAUUGCUUAUGUCUUCUUUUAACAAUUUCCUCUGUUUCAUACAAAAUAUCCAGGCAGCUCUUUGAAACAGGUUUCUGAAUUAGUACAGAGAAGAGCAAUAUGAAAAAAGCAAUUGUUUGUUAAUGGCUGAUACUUUUACUUUCUUCAGUGUUUUUAAAUAUGUUCUUCAUGCCGUAAUUCUUUCUGGUCUAGCUUGGAAUUGCUCUAUCUUUGGGGUAUAAAUAUUUGGUUCUCAUGUAUGCUGUCAUUAAACUUGGGGAUGUUGUCAUUCAGUAAACAAAGAACUAUUAUAAGGGUGUUUUUUUGUUAACCAUUUUGUACAUCCCAUUAAAUAAUACCUUUUUUGAUCUUCAACACAUGCUUGAUAUGUAUUUCUCGGCAUAAUUUAAGAACAAAAAUAUUUUACUCUGGAAAACUGCAUUUCCAAUAAACGGUUAAAUCCACA
Candoia aspera is the source of this 3671-nucleotide messenger RNA. RefSeq names its product 3-hydroxyacyl-CoA dehydratase 1 (gene HACD1). Bases 52 to 798 code for a protein of 248 amino acids. NCBI's taxonomy places the organism in Eukaryota, Metazoa, Chordata, Lepidosauria, Squamata, Candoiidae. The record is from RefSeq and is a predicted model, not a curated record. Gene Ontology annotation, molecular function: 3-hydroxyacyl-CoA dehydratase activity. Gene Ontology annotation, cellular component: endoplasmic reticulum membrane. Gene Ontology annotation, biological process: very long-chain fatty acid biosynthetic process; fatty acid elongation; sphingolipid biosynthetic process. The transcript is spliced from 7 exons.